This is a messenger RNA of Suncus etruscus (white-toothed pygmy shrew), 2184 nucleotides long. It is a transcript of the gene HNF1A, whose product is annotated as HNF1 homeobox A. Lineage: Eukaryota; Metazoa; Chordata; Mammalia; Eulipotyphla; Soricidae. Gene Ontology annotation, cellular component: nucleus. Gene Ontology annotation, molecular function: DNA-binding transcription factor activity, RNA polymerase II-specific; RNA polymerase II cis-regulatory region sequence-specific DNA binding. Bases 230 to 2125 code for a protein of 631 amino acids. The record is from RefSeq and is a predicted model, not a curated record. The transcript has 10 exons. Gene Ontology annotation, biological process: regulation of transcription by RNA polymerase II; pancreas development; insulin secretion.
AAGUCCAAAGUUCAGUCCCUUUGCUAAGCACACGGAUAAAUAUGAACCUUGGAGAAUUUCCCCAGCUCCAAUGUAAACAGAGCGGCCAGGGGCCCUGAUUCAGUGGCCUCCAGGCCUGGGGUUAGGGGGGUUUUCGGGGUGGCCGUGGCGGCAAGGUGAGGUCGCUGGGGGCUGCCGGCAGGUGCGUGGCCGGUGACCGUGGGCCGCGUGGGCCCGGCGUGGCCACGCCAUGGUGUCCAAGCUCAGCCAGCUGCAGGCCGAGCUCCUGGCGGCCUUGCUCGAGUCGGGCCUGAGCAAGGAGGCGCUGAUCCAGGCUCUGGGGGAGCCGGGGCCCUACCUGCUGGCCGCGGAGGGUCCCCUGGACCAGGGCGAGUCCUGCGGCGCUGGCCGUGGGGGGCUGGCCGAGCUGCACAACGGGCUGGGGGAGCCGCGGGGUUCGGAGGACGACACGGACGACGAGGGGGACGACUUCACGCCGCCCAUCCUCAAGGAGCUGGAGAGCCUCAGCCCCGAGGAGGCAGCUCACCAGAAGGCCGUCGUGGAGACGCUGCUGCAGGAGGACCCAUGGCGCGUGGCCAAGAUGGUCAAGUCAUACCUGCAGCAACACAACAUCCCGCAGCGGGAGGUGGUGGACACCACCGGCCUCAACCAGUCCCACCUGUCGCAGCACCUCAACAAGGGCACCCCCAUGAAGACCCAGAAGCGAGCGGCCCUGUACACCUGGUACGUCCGCAAGCAGCGAGAGGUGGCCCAGCAGUUCACCCACGCGGGGCAGGGAGGGCCGAUCGAGGAGCCCACAGGCGACGAGCUGCCCACCAAGAAGGGGCGAAGGAAUCGCUUCAAGUGGGGCCCCGCGUCCCAGCAGAUCCUGUUCCAGGCCUACGAGAGGCAGAAGAACCCCAGCAAGGAGGAGCGGGAGGCGCUGGUGGAGGAGUGCAACAGGGCCGAGUGUAUCCAGCGGGGGGUGUCACCGUCACAGGCGCAGGGCCUGGGCUCCAACCUGGUCACCGAGGUGCGCGUCUACAACUGGUUUGCCAACCGGCGCAAGGAGGAGGCCUUUCGCCACAAGCUGGCCAUGGACACCUAUAGUGGCACCCCACCUGGACCAGGCCCUGGCUCCGCGCUCCCGGCACACAGCUCCCCAGGCCUACCCCCGCCCACCCUGUCCCCCAGUAAGGUCCACGGGGUGCGCUAUGGACCGCCCACUACCAGUGAGGGUGCAGAGGUGCCAUCCAGCAAUGGGGGGCCCCUGGUGACAGUGUCUGCUCCCCUGCACCAAGUGUCCCCCCCGGGCCUGGAGCCCAGCCACAGUCUGCUGAGCACGGAAGCCAAGUUGGUCUCGGCAACCGGGGGCCCCCUGCCCCCCGUCAGCACGCUGACGGCGCUGCACAGCUUGGAGCAGACGUCGCCGGGCCUCAGCCAGCAGCCCCAGAACCUCAUCAUGGCCUCGCUGCCCGGGGUCAUGGCCAUCGGGCCGGGGGAACCCGCCUCGCUGGGGCCCACCUUCACCAACUCCGGUGCUUCCACCCUGGUCAUCGGCCUGGCCUCCACGCAGGCCCAGAGCGUGCCCGUCAUCAACAGCAUGGGCAGCAGCCUGACCACCCUGCAGCCCGUGCAGUUCUCCCAGCCGCUGCACACGCCCUACCAGCAGCCGCUUAUGCCCCCGGUGCAGAACCACGUGGCCCAGAGCCCCUUCAUGGCCACCAUGGCCCAGCUGCAGAGCCCACACGCCCUCUAUAGCCACAAGCCUGAGAUGGCUCAGUACGCGCACACAGGCCUGCUUCCACAAACCAUGCUCAUUGCCGACUCCACCAAUCUGAGUGCCUUGGCCAGCCUCACACCCACCAAGCAGGUCUUCGCCUCGGACACGGAAGCCUCCAGCGAGUCGGGCCUUCACACCCCGGUAUCCCAGGCCGCCACCAUCCACAUCCCCAGCCAGGAUUCUGCUGGCCUGCAACACCUGCAGCCCUCGAGCAGGCUCAGUGCCAGCCCCACUGUGUCGUCCAGCAGCCUGGUGCUGUACCAGAGCUCCGACUCCACGCCCAGCCACAACCACCUGCUGUCCUCCAACCACAGCGUCAUCGAGACCUUCAUCUCCACGCAGAUGGCCUCAUCCUCCCAGUAGCCCCGGCCACCUCCCAGGGUCAGCGCCUGCAGGCUUGCUUGUGGGGACGGCAAGAGGGA